ACCGAGUCUUUAGGGUGAAUGUUUUUUUUACUGGUUAUUAUAACCCGGUAAGAACGGGACUGGUAAUACCGGUAGCUCCGGUGGUUGAGUUAUUGUUACAUAUCGAUCUAUGAGAUUGAGAGGGGUUUAAGCAAGAAAGACGUGGUGGUUCACUUCACUUCACUUCUUUUAAGGGGUUUUGUAUAAUUUGGUAAUCGCAAAAAAGAAAAGAGAGAAUUUGAUCAAAUCCUUUUUGUGGUGAGAGAACAUCAUCAUAUAGGUAGCGUUUGAUACAAGUAAAAAAAAAAAAAAAAAAGUUUCAAUCACUUUCUUGGGGUUAAAAACAUGGGUUAGAGAUUUGAUCCACUGUGUAAAGAAUUCUGAUUCCUUCAUCUCUGAUCCUCUCAUUUUCUCUGAAGAAUCGUCUAGGAGUACUCGUUCUUGGAAAGCUGAAGAUUUAUUGAAAGAGAUCGUGGCGUGAGUUUCAUUCAUUUCUCUAUCGCUCGUAGCAAUCACUAUCAUUGUGUUGUUAUGCAUCCAAGUAAUGGUGUCGCAUAAAGUCUUAGAAUUUGGAGACGAUGGUUACAAAUUGCCUGCUCAAGCUCGAGCUCCCAGAUCACUCCGGAAGAGGCGCAUUUACGAGAAGAAACUGUGCGCGAUUGACUUAUUGGCCACCGUAGCUGGAACCUUGCUGCUCGAGGGAGAAAGCUCGGUGAAUGCGGGUGGAGAAAACUGUCUAGUUGUACAAAAUACUGUAAAGAAGGAACUCCAGGCUGAAGAAAACGUGUUAUCAGGAUCCCCGAGCCCAUUUGACAAUGGCAAGUGUGGAUUUAGCUCUGUGAUUACCACAAAUCCUAAUCACUUGUUGGUAGUAGGUGACAAGUUAGACAAGGAGGUUGUUGAGGGUUUUAGUAACUUGGGUUGUGCUGGUAGUGAUUCUUGUAAAGUCAGAAACUUUAGUAAGGAUCUUAAUCAUCCGGGUGUGAAUGUAAAACCUGAUGUUGUAGCUAGUAUAGGUAGUAACAGUAGUACCGAGGUAAGAGCAUGUGGGAGCGGUAGUCCCAAUGAUUCUCGGGAUGAUGAUGAUGUACAUUUAUUUAGUAGAAAUAAUGAUAAUGAUGAUGAUGAUGAAAACUUCUCUGGGUACAUUCGCCCUCGUCUGACUAGGCCUGUGCCUCGUAUUGGAGACAGAAGAAUCAGGAAGAUAUUGGCUUCUAGACAUUGGAAAGGAGGCAACACAGCAGAUGCAAAGCCAUGGUAUUGCUCAAAGAGGAGUUAUUACUUGCACAAUCAUCAGAGGAGUUAUCCCAUCAAGAAAAGGAAAUACUUUGACACUAUUUCCGAUUCGAACUCUGAUGAUUACCGUUUGCAAGGGAAGACACAUAAAGGAAACAGAACAAUAUCUUCCAUGAAAAGUCGAAAUGCAUCUUUUGUGUCAAGGGACCAUCAUGUGAGGCUGCGGAUCAAGUCUUUCAGGGUGCCUGAGCUUUUCAUAGAGAUUCCAGAAACUGCUACUGUUGGCUCCUUGAAGCGGAUGGUGAUGGAAGCAGUGACAACCAUACUAGGUGAUGGACUCCGAGUCGGGUUGAUGGUUCAAGGAAAGAAAGUUCGAGAUGAUAGCAAAACCCUUCUUCAGACUGGGAUCUCUGAGGAGAACACGCACUUGGAUUCUCUCGGUUUCAGCCUUGAGCCUAGUUUAGGAACCACCUCUCAACCGCUGUUAUCCAGUUAUCUGUCAGAGAAUGCCUGUGAUGAUUUAAUGUUAUGCCGCGACAAUGUGUUGGUGGAUCCUAAUCAUGACUCAACACCAUCCCCAUCUGACUCAUUUGGAAAACUAGGAUCGACUGAUGAUUCUAGAGCUUUGGUUCCUAUUGCGUCAUCAGCGUUGUUGGCUCCUCGAACUCCUAACCGUAAGUUUAAAAGGACUGAGCAGCAGCAAGCUGCACAUCGCAGAAUUCGUCGACCUUUCUCAGUUACUGAAGUAGAAGCACUAGUACAAGCUGUUGAGAAUCUCGGAACCGGAAGGUGGAGAGACGUUAAGGUUCAUGCUUUUGUGGACGCGGAGCACCGUACUUAUGUUGAUCUCAAGGAUAAAUGGAAGACGCUGGUCCACACGGCAAGGAUAUCCCCACAGCAGCGGAGAGGAGAGCCGGUGCCACAGGAACUUCUGGACCGUGUUCUGAAGGCACACGCUUACUGGUCACAACACCUAAUGCAUCAACUGCAGAUUGAGCCACCACCAUCCUCUCAGGUAGAGGCUCUAAUCUGAACAGGUUCUUGUUCUAUAGAACCUUUGUGUAUUAUUAUGAUCAUCAACAUUGUAAGAUUCUGACAUACUUGAAGCUCUGGUCUCAGUCCUUCUCGGUUUUUUUUUCUUUCUUUCUUUCAAGUGUAAAGUUUUAUAAAAUUGGAAUAAGGUUGAGUUUUUCUAUAGGAAUGGAAUAAGGUUGAGUUUUUCUUCCUAACAAUGUGAAGGAUUUGGUUGUAAAUCUUUGGUGACUUUUUUAUU
Camelina sativa (false flax) is the source of this 2488-nucleotide messenger RNA. RefSeq names its product telomere repeat-binding protein 2. Lineage: Eukaryota; Viridiplantae; Streptophyta; Magnoliopsida; Brassicales; Brassicaceae. Gene Ontology annotation, molecular function: protein binding. The record is from RefSeq and is a predicted model, not a curated record.